Westerdykella ornata is the source of this 1131-nucleotide messenger RNA. RefSeq lists its product as uncharacterized. Bases 370 to 1131 code for a protein of 253 amino acids. The record is from RefSeq and is a predicted model, not a curated record. The transcript has 2 exons. NCBI's taxonomy places the organism in Eukaryota, Fungi, Ascomycota, Dothideomycetes, Pleosporales, Sporormiaceae. Gene Ontology annotation, molecular function: protein binding.
CAACUAUUUCAAGACAAUCGGAUUUUCGAUUCUACUCCUCCAAACUUCAAAGCUUGCGGAUGGUUUGUGUCAGCAUGAACGGUUGGCGUAGUGGUCUGCCCAUUAACAUGGAAUUAGAGUCACUCACUCGAAUUCGCGCGCACCGUCAGGUCGGAGUGCAUGGUAGAUCCAGCUGAGUAGCAUAGGGUAUUGAGAUCAGGCUGUAUUACCCGGUAACGGACAUUAAGCGCAGGAGUCACGAGUUGUGACAUAACAUAUAUCUACAGGCUCGUAGUGGCGUUGCUUCCUGAAACCCACUGUUCCGCCUAAACGAAUGCUGUCAAAUGUUGCUACAUUGGUGAAGUAGCAACCUUUUUCACAUCCUCCAGCAUGACGACCCUUGCCUCGCUGCCCUCAGAGCUUCUCCAUCUUAUUCUCGAAUGGCUAGCGGACAUCGACCUGCGCUCCCUGUUCGCCUCUCGACGGACAUGCCAUGCUUUCCAAACACUCGCUACAGACAUUCUUGAGAACCCCAGUUAUUUAGCACGUCAUGGCGUUUCCAUCAACAAGUUUCUCCAGUCGCACUUUGGCCCUAUCCUUGACAGCUCUGCCGCGGGAGAAGACAACCAACCUAGCUAUGGCCAAGGAUACGUGCCAUAUUUUGGACUCCCCUGGACAGUCGAUGCCAACGUCCGCGAGACAUACCUACGAGUGGAGGCCAGCUGGCGGCGCAUACCGCUGUCCUCACCCUCAGGACACAUAGUGCGCAAGCUUCAGCAAAUAUACUCGUCAAGCCAAUACGACGACGAAGGAAAGGUAUCACUCAAUCACUUAACUGGAGGCGAUGUAUGGUUCUACAACAUCGCCUCGGACGGCGCAGAGCGGCACCAAUUCCCCGAAGGUGUACCCCUGGGUCUCCUCUACGACAUGAUCCUAGGAUACUCUGAAAGCCUCGCAUGCGGUGGGUGGGAAUUACUGUUUGACACAAGCGUCGCGGAUUGCGAAAGAUGGAGACGGCUUGUGGGACGUUGCACGGCUCCGGGCGAACAUGUGAGACAUGAAGACGUCAAGGCGCUUUUUGUGCACGAACCGAAUACGGCUCUUCUGUACUUUCCUGGAUUUGAAAGAGAUGUGGGUGCCGACAUGGAUUGA